Messenger RNA from Mus caroli (Ryukyu mouse), 1093 nucleotides. RefSeq names its product pleckstrin homology domain containing J1 (gene Plekhj1). The record is from RefSeq and is a predicted model, not a curated record. Gene Ontology annotation, cellular component: trans-Golgi network; recycling endosome; early endosome. Gene Ontology annotation, biological process: endosome organization; receptor recycling; retrograde transport, endosome to Golgi. Lineage: Eukaryota; Metazoa; Chordata; Mammalia; Rodentia; Muridae.
CGCCCUAAGUCUAGCGGCGCCGGCUAUCGCGACCAGAGGAAAGCGUUAGGGCUUCGCUCAUCGUGGAGUGUUCUGAGUCUAACUUUACACCUCACGCUUAGUGUGUCUGGCGGUUAUUUAAGGAUUGGCCAUCUCCUUCACGUCUGACUCUGUUCAACCGCGCGGACCCACAAACUAGGGCCGCGCAACCAGCCCAACAACGCGCAGGCGCAGUAACCGGGUUGGGACUUCCGAGGUCGCUCUCUGAGACUUUUGUGGCGCUGGCUGCGGCUUCGGGGAAGACGGCGGCCGAGAGGCAGGGCGCGUUUUGGUUCGUGCGGAUCCGUGCGGCGGGAUGCGGUACAACGAGAAAGAGUUGCAGGCGCUGUCCCGGCAGCCGGCAGAGAUGGCGGCCGAGCUGGGCAUGCGGGGCCCCAAGAAGGGCAGCGUGGCCAAGCGGCGGCUGGUGAAGCUGGUGGUCAACUUCCUCUUUUACUUCCGCCCGGACGAGGCCGAGCCCCUCGGAGCCCUGUUGCUGGAGCGAUGCAGAGUGGCCCAGGAAGAACCGGGCGGCUUCUCCAUCAGCUUCGUGGAAGACCUCAGCAGGAAAUAUCACUUUGAAUGCUGUAGCCAAGAGCAGUGUCAGGACUGGAUGGAAGCUCUGCAGCGGGCCAGCUACGAAUACAUGCGACGGAGCCUCAUCUUCUACAGGAAUGAGAUCAGGAAGAUGACUGGCAAGGACCCCCUGGAGCAGUUCGGCAUCUCCGAGGAGGCCAGGUUCCAGCUGAAUAGCCUACCUAAGGAUGGGCGGACUACUUGUAUUGGCUCCCAGUUAGAUGUGUUGGACUGACCCUCUCUGGCCCCUGACUACCCUGGGAAGUUUUUUUUUUUUUUAAUAGGUUUGAAUACAUCUGUUCAAAGGUCCAGAGGAGGUGGGCAGGGUCUGUGGUCCUCGUUCUCCAUGCCAUCUCCCUGCCAGCACCCCUGUCCAUUGCCAGGUGAAUGUAUAAUGCUAGAUGAAGCUGUGAACCCCCUCCUGCUGAUAGAGCAGGGCACGGGUGCUGGCCUCAGUGCUCAGCCUGCUCUUUAAUAAAGGUACCUCUUUUCUGAGCCA